Planococcus citri (citrus mealybug) is the source of this 3153-nucleotide messenger RNA. Its product is annotated as probable peptidoglycan muropeptide transporter SLC46. The record is from RefSeq and is a predicted model, not a curated record. NCBI's taxonomy places the organism in Eukaryota, Metazoa, Arthropoda, Insecta, Hemiptera, Pseudococcidae. Gene Ontology annotation, biological process: transmembrane transport. The coding region runs from base 1475 to 2830 and encodes 451 amino acids. Gene Ontology annotation, cellular component: membrane. Gene Ontology annotation, molecular function: transmembrane transporter activity. The transcript is spliced from 6 exons.
UUUAUCAGUUUUGGUGCGCAUUGGGCACAUAAAGUCUAAAUCUUCAGCUGUACAUAGUUCACAGGCCCAUUAUUCAAAUUUCAUCCAAUUUUAAUAUUUUAAAUGAUUUUAUUACGUUUUAAAGUGUUUUAUGUCCAUUUUUAACCUGUUCCAAGAAAGCUCAAUGUAAUUUGUAUUACAAGAUGGGGUCUCAUAUUAGGCAACUCAUGGGGUCUCAUAUUAGGAAAUCAGUGUUUUUUUUUUGAUUUCCUCUAAAUCCAUAAAAUCAUAAAAUGAAUCACCAAACAUGCCAGAUUCAUAAAAUAUAACAUCUUGGCUGCACAUUUAUGUAAAGAUAUUAAAAUUACCUUGCCUAGUUCCGAAAUAAUGCGUCCCCAAAUACACCUCUAAAAAUAUUUCACGAAGUAAAAAAAAUGUUAUUGGCAAUGUAAUGAAAACAUUUCACAGAAACUUGCCAGUUGAAAGGUGCAGCCUAGUUAUUGACAAAUACCUAUUAGUACAUGCAAUCAGCGCUGGAGUGGGCUAAUAAACAGCUGAGAAAUCGAAGGGUCUCAUAUUAGGCAGGGUCUCAUAAUAGGGCAGGUUACCUUACGUGUUUGCGCCUUCAAUUUUGAAGAUAGGCAAUUUGUCAUCAUUAUCUUUCUGUUCGUCUAUUUGAGCACUCAUCGGUUAUUGAAGUCAGUUCAACAUUUUUGGGCAAAAAUUUACUAAUUUUGAAAAAUCUGCCAAAGAUGAGAAAAUGUUUGAAUUAUUUAAAUGACUUCACAGUUCACUAACUCAUAUAGUACUUGAGUGGGCGAACAAAAAAAGUUAUCAUGACAAAUUUCCUACCUUCAAAAUUAAAGGGCAAACUCAAUUUGAAAAUUCAAAAUUUUCCAAAUCUAGGGCACAACAAAUUUGGAAAUUUUGAAUCAAGUUUGGCCCUUCAUUUUUGAAGAUGAAAAAUUUGUCAUAAUGACAUUUUUUGUUCGUGCACCCGAGUACUACGACUACUACGAGUUACUAUGUGCAUGAUUUAAAUUAAAUGAUUCGACCAUUUUCUUAAAAUUACUAGUAAAUUUAGAGUUUUUCGAAGCUCGCUGCUCGUGGUUCCUUCAAUUCACAAUACAGGUAACCAAUCAUAAUAACGUUUUUUUGUAUAUCUCCUCGAAUACUAUCUACUGUUGAAUUUUGGUAGACGAUUUUCGGAACACCCUGUAUAAGUAGAUCAAUUACCUCGUACAAAAAACGUUCGUAAUUCAAAAUACUGUUGUAGAUUUAAGCUCACUAAAGCUUUAUAGUGCGUAUUACGUGUUAACGGUAUCAGUUCUUUUAUUACUCGUAUUGUCAUUUAAUCGAGCUAAAUACUCUCAUAUUUAAUUAUCUUAAGGUUGGUUUAUGGAAACGUACAGUAUAAUUUCGAGUUUAAACUUUGUAUGUCGUUUGUAGAAGAUAACAUUUUCAUCGAGUUCGUUCUUCAAAUUCAAAUUCAGUUAUGAUUAAAAAUAUACCCAGUUUCGUGAAAAAUAUAACAAUCGAACCGGCGUUUUUAUUAUACACCGCUACCUACGUUAUCGCCGAAUUAACAGGUAUAAAUUUAUUUAUUCAGAAAAAAUGUCGAGUCAACAUCACAUCGGAGCCGGACCUAAGCACACCUUGCGAUGAAGAAAAACAAGGAAUAGUAUUCGCCUCUGAAAUGAUCACAUAUUUACGUUUCACGAUGCUUUUUUUAUGCACAUUGUACGGUGCUAUAGCAAUGUGCUGGAGUGACGAGGCUGGUCGACGUCGAAGACCUUUAAUUUUCCUGCCCAUAAUCGGGCUAAUUCUGCAAUCAGUGUGUGGCUGCUUUCAUUCCUAUUACUGGACAUGGGAUCCCUUCUACGGUGCUUUGUGCAAUGUAAUAUGCGAGGUAAUAUCUGGAGGAAUACCAUUGAUGACGUUUGCUAGUCAAGCCUACGUAUGUGAUGUAUCAGAAGUGAAAAGUCGUACGAUGAGGUUAGGGGUUUUUUCAGCAGCUAGAACGUUAGGAGAUCUUUGCGGAUUUGGAAGUGCUGGAUUCAUACUUCGGAGAUUUGGAUUUUUCUACACGCAUUUCAUAUGUUUUGUGUUAUGUUUGGUUACGUUGAUACUAGCUGUGAGUUUUGUUAAAGAUGUAUCGGUGCAAGUUGAAAAGAAACGUCAUUUUUGGCAACAAAUCAAUUUCUUGCAAAUUUUCAGUAGUUUUAAAGUAGUUUUUAAGAAAAGUCUGGGUGGUAAAAGGUACAUCGUGGCAAUGCUGCUGAUUAUUUACAUUAUGGUGUUCUUCUCUACGCAGGGAGAAAAUUCAGUCCAGUAUUUAUUUCUACGCUACAAAUUUCAUUGGGAUGAACGUGAUUACAGUUCGUACGUAAUUUAUAGGUACAUCGGAGUGAUUCUAGGCAGUGUGUUCUGCUCAGUUGUACUGAGUAAGCUGCUAAAACUUCACGAUGGAGUGAUCGGUACAUUGGCUGCAUUUUGGGAUACGUUAGCAGCUUUUGGAUACUUAUUUGCUAGUCAAAAUUGGCAUCUUUAUGUUGUUCCUUUAUUUGAUGUAUUUCAUGGCGCUGUUUUGUCCGUGAGUCUUUCAUUUUUCAGUAAAUAUUACGCACCAGAUGAAUUAGGUCGUUUAAUCUGUGUCGUUGGUGUAUUAGGGUUGGUGAUUCCAGUUUGCUAUCCUGCCUAUAGUACAAUUUUUCGAGAAACUUUGGAUUUUUUCCCUUCGGCGUACUUUGUGUUGAGUAUUGCUAUAAAUAUCAUCGUAGUUUUCUUAUACAUCUCAACGUAUUUUUUGAGUGAGAAAUUGAACCAACAUGAAUCAACUCGGAAUGAAUAACUGGCAUCAUGAUGAAUUGAUGAAUAUUAAACAGAAUCUAUACUUAGAACACCAACCUACAUAGUACAUAGAUACUUCAAAAUGACAAUACAAGUAAUGGGUAUAGGUAUUUUAAAUUACCAUUUGUCAAUAAAAAAUUUGUUUGAAUAGGAGUUUAUUUUGAGAAACGUAUAGGUACCUAUCUAAAAUGUUUAUUAGGGUGGUCUUUGUUUUGGAAUUCCGCUUUUUUUUUCACAAUUCCAUGAUCAAAUAUUUUGAUUCCAAGCUAUACCUUUUCAAGAAAAAACCUUCUUCUGCCUCCCAAACCAUGUUGGUCUUCUUUG